AUGGCUCCGAUCACUAGCAGCCGGGAAGAAUUUGAUGAAAUCCCCACAGUGGUGGGGAUCUUCAGUGCAUUUGGCCUGGUCUUCACGGUCUCUCUGUUUGCAUGGAUCUGCUGUCAGAGAAAAUCAUCUAAGUCUAACAAGACUCCUCCAUAUAAGUUUGUGCAUGUGCUAAAGGGAGUUGAUAUUUACCCUGAAAACCUAAAUAGCAAAAAGAAGUUUGGAGCAGAUGACAAAAAUGAAGUAAAGAAUAAACCAGCUGUGCCAAAGAAUUCAUUGCAUCUCGACCUUGAGAAGAGAGAUCUCAAUGGCAAUUUUCCCAAAACAAAUGUCAAAGCUAGCAGCCCUUCUGAUCUGGAGAAUGCAACCCCAAAGCUCUUUUCAGAAGGAGAAAAGGAGUCAAUUUCCCCUGAUAGCUUAAAGUCUAGCACUUCCCUUACUUCAGAAGAGAAACAAGAGAAACUGGGAACCCUCUUUUUCUCCUUAGAGUACAACUUUGAGAAGAAAGCAUUUGUGGUUAAUAUCAAGGAAGCCCGUGGCUUGCCAGCCAUGGAUGAGCAGUCAAUGACCUCUGACCCGUAUAUCAAAAUGACCAUCCUCCCAGAGAAGAAGCAUAAAGUGAAAACCAGAGUUCUGAGAAAGACCUUGGACCCACUUUUUGAUGAGACCUUUACAUUCUAUGGGAUCCCCUACACCCAGAUCCAAGAGCUGGCCUUGCACUUCACAAUCUUGAGUUUUGACAGGUUUUCAAGAGAUGAUAUCAUUGGAGAAGUCCUUAUUCCUCUUGCAGGCAUUGAAUUAACUGAUGGAAAGACGUUAAUGAACAGAGAGAUUAUCAAGAGAAAUGUUAGGAAGUCUUCAGGACGGGGUGAGUUACUGAUCUCUCUCUGCUAUCAGUCCACCACCAAUACUCUCACUGUGGUUGUUUUGAAAGCUCGACAUCUGCCGAAAUCUGACGUGUCUGGACUUUCAGAUCCCUAUGUUAAAGUGAACCUGUACCAUGCCAGAAAGAGAAUCUCCAAAAAGAAGACUCAUGUGAAGAAAUGCACCCCCAAUGCAGUCUUCAAUGAACUGUUUGUGUUUGAUAUUCCUUGCGAGGGUCUUGAAGAGAUAAGUGUUGAGUUUCUGGUUUUGGAUUCCGAAAGAGGAUCCCGAAAUGAGGUGAUCGGGCGGUUGGUCCUGGGAGCAGCAGCAGAAGGAACCGGUGGAGAGCACUGGAAGGAGAUCUGUGACUAUCCCAGGAGACAAAUCGCCAAGUGGCACAUGCUCUGUGAUGGUUAG
Molecule: messenger RNA, 1278 nt
Organism: Equus quagga
Lineage: Eukaryota; Metazoa; Chordata; Mammalia; Perissodactyla; Equidae
Gene: SYT4
Product: synaptotagmin 4
Exons: 4
Coding region: 1-1278 (425 amino acids)
Biological process (GO): vesicle fusion; regulation of dopamine secretion; calcium-ion regulated exocytosis
Cellular component (GO): axon; synapse; membrane
Molecular function (GO): phosphatidylserine binding; calcium ion binding; SNARE binding
Source: RefSeq, a predicted model, not a curated record